AUGUUGCAGGAGAAUGGAGAGGCUAAAACAGAGGAGAUUGUUGAGACGAUCAAGUUUGUCUUUGAGGAUUUCCAGUUGGAUCCACAAGUGAUUCGAAAGAUACUUGGAGACUACUAUCCCCACGAGUAUGAAAGUGUGCGAGCACUAUGCGAUAGAUACAACAGAGUCGUGAAAACACUACUCCAACUGGAGGCAGUAUCAGCCAAGCGAGAACGAUUGAAUCAGCCCCCAUCCCAGGCUCUUCUGGAACACAUCCUCGAUCUAGUCUACUCGGAAAGUGUCACGGAGCCUGAGUCUCUCAAUAAACACUACAAGGUCUUCUCCGAUGAGCGCCUAUUUUUAAAUUCUGAUUAUUGGGACGUAUUUGCCUUGAUUGCUCUUUUGGAAAAGGUGUAUGGAGAGACAUUGUACGACACAGUGGAGCAGAUACUGCAAAUAGUGAACCUGACCCCGGAUGAAAUCUUCAUUGAUCUUGGCUCGGGUAUCGGUAACGUUGUGAUACAUGUGGCCGGUGCAACCCAGGCGAAGAUCUCUUACGGCAUAGAGAUUGCCGAACGGCCAAGCCGUUAUGCCGAAAGAAUGGCUGCAUCAUUCCGCAAAUGGAUGGCGUGGUAUGGGAAGACGCACGGAGAAUUCAAGCUCUUCCAAGGAGACUUUCUAGACCACCGAUUCCAUGAUCUCAUCCUCUCUGCAGACGUGAUCCUGGCGAAUAAUCAUGCCUUCUCAUCCCGCCUGAAUCACCAAUUGAAGCAACUCUUUUUCCUCCUCAGAGAUGGCACUAGAAUUGUCUCAACGCAGCCUCUCUGCUCGCUCAACUUCCAAAUGAACGAGCGCAAGAUGAACGAUAUUGGUGCCAUCUUGGAGAUCACAGAAAUGGCUUUCAAGAGCGAUAAUGUGUCAUGGACGGCUAAGCCAGUCUCAUACUUCAUGCAUAUAGUGGACCGUAGCAGGCUGGAGAGCUUUCGCAGCGAAUUGGCGUCCAGGACUCAUCUCCUUCCUUCUCGCCCGUUAAGAAGAAGCAGAUCUUCAACGCUGGAGUUAGAGCCUUUCGAAGACAAGCUUUCUUAUGCAGUACCUCCUGCUCAUGAAGAAGAGAGACGUCUGGAACCAAGUUUUGCGGGUGGCAAACGCGAAAAGACGAAACCAUGUGAUCCCCCAGAAGCACCAAGGGGACCCAGCGUCCAGGCCUCGUUUACUCCCUUGAAAGAACCUGAUGAUGUCCAAUCGGACAAAUCUGUUCUAACUUCUCCUUGCCCUCUUCAAAACAUCGACAUUGAAAAGAAAGAAUCGUCCGUUGUUUCUACUGAUGAAGAUUAUGUCUCCCUAGAAGAUCUGGAUAUAAAGGAUGACAAGGAGGACAGCGAAUCUUCCAUGGAGGAAGAUGAGGAGGAAACUGGUAAAGAGAAGCUGGUGUUCCUGUGCUCCUUAUUGGAAGAACAGGAGCUACAAAUCGUGACAAAUUUCGCCAAUCUCAUCAGAGCAGAGAUCCUGAAUCGCUUUGACCCACGAGUGACCCAUGUGAUAGUGCAUGAGGACCCAGAGAGUGGUUUGGCCCAGAUAACCCUUAACUUCCUCAAGGGUGUUGCCCAUCGCAAAUGGAUCGUUGGAUUCUCGUGGGUUCGAGAGUCCUGGAAUGCGAAGACAGUCUUGGAUGAGAAGAAAUUUGAAGCCACUCAUGCCGAGGGGGAAAUUGGUCCGUGGAGAGCUCGAACGGGAUGUUCUGGUCCAUUCAGAGGAAUACAAGUGACCUUACACCCGCCUCUGGAGAACAUUUCAUUGGAGGCAAUGGAGGAAUUGAUCACCCAAUGUGGAGGCUCGGUAGUGCCGAUAGCAAAGUGUCUGGACCCGGUUAUCAUCAGCAGCGACAAAGCUGUCGUUGCAAACUUUAAAGGAUUGUCCGAGCAGCAUCCAACUGCGGUGAUCGUGGAUCAACAGUGGGCCCUGGAAGCAAUCGCCUCUUACCGCUGCCUCGGAAUCGAAGACUAUGUCUUGUACUUGCCAGCGUUGGCAAUAGCAAUACUGUCUGCUUUGGUCGGUCCAUUAUCGACUGGGCGUUAUGACGUCAUGUUACAGGCAGUGCUCGGCUUCGUGUUCCUGAUCUUGGUCCUGGUGAACGGAGACGAUGGGAUUCCUCUCAUUUCAUCAAAAGCCCAUAGAAUGAGGGAGCGACUACAUCUUCACAACCCCAUCCUUCACUUAGAACCGGGCUGGAGAGAAUUCGGAACCCGCAUCGUAGGAUUUCCCAGGAACAGGGAAAGGUUUGGGUUCGGACACGGGGGAGAGUUUGGGUCUCGUUCCAAGACUCGUUUUGUAUUCGGACGAGCGGAUUCUGGCGAAGACGACAGUCACGAGAAUGGUUUCGGGAUCGGGGCGUUUCAGACGAGUUUUGUCCCCGUUCGACAGAACAUUGUGGAGGCUCCAGUUCGUACGUCUUAUCGUCCCCCGUCCUUUCAUCACGAUUCUUACGUAUCGGAGCCGAAGUACAGCUUCGGCUACCUGGUUAGAGACGAAUACGAGGGAGCAUACUACGGACAUCGGGAGUCGCGAGACGGAGACCGAACGGAAGGCUCCUACAGCGUGGUCCUCCCCGACGGACGGCUGCAGAAGGUCACCUACACCGUGAACGGGGACGAGGGAUUCGUCGCCGUCGUCGAAUACGAGGGAGAGCCUCAUCACGAGGAACCUCAUCCUCUUCCUCCUCGUCCUCAACCUCAAUAUGGACCACCAAUCACGCGUCCCGUCGUCGUCACCCGCCCUGUCAUCACCCGUCCCGUCAUCACCCAUCCUGUUAUCACCCGUCCUGUCGUUUUGCGAGAGCCUGCGAGAUCCUUCACUCCCUUCGUGGACUCCUCGGAGGAGGAGGAGGACAAGUCCGAGUGA
Darwinula stevensoni is the source of this 2880-nucleotide messenger RNA. The record is from the annotation of a GenBank genome assembly. NCBI's taxonomy places the organism in Eukaryota, Metazoa, Arthropoda, Ostracoda, Podocopida, Darwinulidae.